Molecule: messenger RNA, 1607 nt
Organism: Seriola aureovittata
Lineage: Eukaryota; Metazoa; Chordata; Actinopteri; Carangiformes; Carangidae
Product: cytochrome c oxidase assembly protein COX20, mitochondrial
Exons: 4
Coding region: 127-483 (118 amino acids)
Biological process (GO): mitochondrial respiratory chain complex IV assembly
Cellular component (GO): mitochondrion; mitochondrial inner membrane
Source: RefSeq, a predicted model, not a curated record
CAUUCGGCAGCUACAGCGCAUGCGCAGAAGAGCCCAAUAUGAUUACGAGCAUUGUCGUUACAUGAUGAGUUUUUUCGAGCUAAACUGGUUGUAAACGUUUCACAAGUAGCCGGACACAGUGGUGCAAUGGCGGGAGAAGAGCAGGAGAGCAAAAACAAGGGUUUCAGGCUGCUGGGGAUUCUGGAUGUCCAGAAGACUCCCUGUGCCAGAGAGGCCAUCCUGCAUGGAGCUGGAGGUUCACUGGCUGCUGGCCUCCUGCACUUUCUGACCACCAGUCGAGUGAAGAGGUCUUUUGACAUCGGAUUUGCAGGCUUCAUGCUCACCACGCUCGGGUCCUGGUUUUACUGCAGGAUGAACAACGCUAAGAUUCGCGUGCAGCAGAGGAUAAUCCAGGACGGCAUCAAGAACAAGGUUGUGUACGAAGGAUCUGGUCUAGACCCCACAAACAAACCUGGAGCAGAAACAACAUCAGGGCCCUCAUGAUCUCCAGCACCGCAACUCAUCUCCCUCCCGUAUGAGGGCGUGGAGAAGAGAGGACACUGUCAGGGUAAACUGACGAAAAGCCAGUAUUUAAGGAUGCUUUUUUUUUGUUAUUGUUGUUUUGGUUUGGUCCAACAACUUCUCAAGCAAGUUCGCAGUCUGUAAAGUGCCUGGUCUGUCAGUCACAUCACGGAGCAGAUGAAGUCUUUCAUCAUGUAAAAACACCAAUUCUAGAUCACUCACUUUCAAAUUCCAGCCCCCUCAAACAAAAUCUCUUUUGAAUUUGAUCGUUUUUACAAGUCACACUUAUUGAUCAGGUAGAUUUACCACUCCCUCAAACUCUGAUGCAUAAAUUCCUGUAAUUUCAGUCAUUUAUUUCUCUUGUCUGAAAGUCAAACCACUAAAUGGUGUAAAAAAAUGUUUUAAAGUGACACAUCCCUGCAAAGCUCCAAAAACUGAGACGUCGUCUUUAUUGGGAACCGUGUUAAAUUGCAUGUUGUUGGGGAAAAAUAUGUAUAAGACAAACAAACUGUGUGCUCGUGUUUAUUUUACUUGUAGUUGACAACCAGAUCUCUGCUGUGUUAUUUCUUUAUUUAAGAAUCACUGAUAAGGUGGCUUCGAAAGGUAAAUCAGUGCUGGAUUUAUACUCUUUUACAUUUCACUUGAGUUACUUGUAAUGUGUUGCUAAAACAAAUCAGAGCCCAGUGGGUGUUUUCAUCCCCCACUGAGCCAGAAUCAGAAUCAGCAGUUUCCUGUGAUCCAGUGCUGAAUCAACCUUUCACUUCACCUCAAACCAACGACUGUCAAUAUGUUAAUGUUAAUAUUUAAAACUUGACGUGGAAAAUAAAUUUUGUGCUGAUGUAAAAAAAAAAAAAAAGUGCAAUCGAGGAUGUCGUCGUCAUUGUUGCUGACAUUGUGAGUAACUGUUGCACCUCUACCUUCAGCUAGUCUGUAAUUAGUCAUCAGGAAAUUGAUCAUUUUGAUAUUUGUUGUCGGGUUAAAUUAAGUUAAUUGGCCACUCUGAAUUGCCCGUAGGUGUGUUUGGUUGUUUGUGUCUAAGUGUCAGCCGCCACUGUAUAUGAUAGCGGUGUGGAUAAUGAAUAAAGUAUAAAUGAAUGUUUGCUUUA